Polistes dominula (European paper wasp) is the source of this 1307-nucleotide messenger RNA. Its product is annotated as prolactin-releasing peptide receptor. Gene Ontology annotation, biological process: G protein-coupled receptor signaling pathway. Gene Ontology annotation, cellular component: plasma membrane; neuron projection. Gene Ontology annotation, molecular function: neuropeptide Y receptor activity; neuropeptide binding. Lineage: Eukaryota; Metazoa; Arthropoda; Insecta; Hymenoptera; Vespidae. The record is from RefSeq and is a predicted model, not a curated record.
UAAAAUAAUAAUAAUAAUGGAAUUAAACGGAAGUACAGAUAAUUACAAUAGCAGCUAUGAUAACAGUACUAGCAGCUAUGAUAACAGUACUAGCAGCUCUGAUAACAGUACUAGCAGCCUAUCGGACGAUUUAAUAAUGUCAAAUAUAAGCGUACGAAUAAUAUUUUGCAUAUUUUACGGUAAUAUAUUUAUCCUAGGUGUAUUUGGCAAUGUAUUGGUUUGUUACGUAGUAUUACGUAAUCGUCAAAUGCAAACCGUAACAAAUUUAUUUAUCACCAAUUUGGCAUUCAGCGAUUUGUUGUUGUGCAUAUUGGCAGUACCGUUUACACCGUUGUACACGUUCCUGGGUGGUUGGAUAUUUGGAAGAAUGUUGUGUCAUUUGGUACCAUACGCUCAAGGUGUUAGCGUAUAUAUCAGUACAUGGACAUUAACUAGUAUUGCGAUAGAUCGUUUUCUUGUUAUAUUGUAUCCAUUUCAUCCACGUAUGAAGAUUGAAAUUUGUUGGAUCAUUAUAUUUGGUAUAUGGAUAGUUGCAUUACUUUUGACGUUACCAUAUGGAUUUUACAUGCAACUUGUUGAACCCCAUACUUAUUGCGAAGAACAAUGGCCGAGUGAACCGUUUCGCAAAGUAUUCAGCUCGUUUACUACGAUAUUACAAUUUCUUGUACCAUGUUGCGUUAUUACCAUAUGUUACAUAUGUGUGUGGAUCAAAUUAAACGACAGAGCACGUACCAAACCUGGCAGCAAAAGUAGCAAACGCGAAGAAACCGAUCGUGAAAGGAAAAAACGUACCAACAGAAUGUUGAUAGCUAUGGUUAUUAUUUUUGGUUUUUCUUGGUUACCAUUGAACAUCGUUAACAUAGUCGACGAUUUUUAUCCGCCUGCCAACGAGUGGUCUUAUUAUGGAUUAUUCUUCUUCACUACUCAUUGUCUUGCCAUGAGCAGCACAUGUUACAAUCCAUUUCUCUAUGCCUGGUUAAACGACAAUUUUCGCAAGGAAUUCAAACAGGUUUUACCCUGUUUUUCAAGAAAUUCAACGAACGGUACUCCCAAAUUAACAGAUGGUUGUAAAAGCGAAAAAUUAUGCAACGGUAAUAAUACGGUUCAAGAAAGUCUAUUACCAAGUCAGAGUAUUAAAGUACAGGUGGCACAAAAUUGUGAGAUGAUUACCUUGAACCCAACAACGACGACUACUUCAAAGGAUCACGAUCAGGAUCGUCGUUCGAGCACGUCCAAGGAUUUGGAUGAUGCUAAUCUAUAAAACAAAUCCUCCUUUUUGUUCUGUAGAUGUGAUUUUCGAAUUCUGG